AUGGAGGUAGGGUUCCUAAAAAAUCUGCCAUCGGAGGUCGUCAUCGAAAUCCUAUCAAGGCUUCCGAUUCGAACAAUCGGAAUCUGCAAGCGUGUCCGUAAGUCAUGGCGAGAUCUUCUCCAGACUCGUCAAUUCGCCGAUUCGCAUCUUUCGAAAUCGGUACAAGGAUUGGUUGUCUGUAACGAAUAUCUGAGUUUCGACCUUUUGGCAUUUGAAGACGAACUCGAUCUCGAAGACCGCGAGCGAUUCUACAAGCCAAUAGCCAGAUUCGACAGCUGCCAAUUGAUCAUCAGCAUCUUCGACGUAAAAGGUUCUGUUAACGGCUUGCUUUUACUGAACCCGUUAAGCUCAAUAGCCACUGAUUAUUACAUAUGCAACCCAAUAACUCGCGAGUACAUCGAGUUUCCAUUUGACAAGAGGCUGAUCGACACUCAUUUCGAGAUAAUCAAUUACGGAUUCGGGGUGAGCAGAGUGACCGGCCAGUAUAAGGUGGUUAGGGUUACUAAUAUUAGGAAAUCUAUUUGUCACGUCUACACUCUCGGAACCGGAAAAUGGAGAAGAAUUGACCCUGGCUGCGAUUUGGGAAAGAACGAGCACUCGACCGGGGCGUUUCUUAACGGAUGA
This is a messenger RNA of Erythranthe guttata (spotted monkey flower), 624 nucleotides long. Lineage: Eukaryota; Viridiplantae; Streptophyta; Magnoliopsida; Lamiales; Phrymaceae. The record is from RefSeq and is a predicted model, not a curated record.